This is a messenger RNA of Zootoca vivipara (common lizard), 7202 nucleotides long. It is a transcript of the gene B3GNT3, whose product is annotated as UDP-GlcNAc:betaGal beta-1,3-N-acetylglucosaminyltransferase 3. Gene Ontology annotation, biological process: poly-N-acetyllactosamine biosynthetic process; protein O-linked glycosylation. The record is from RefSeq and is a predicted model, not a curated record. Gene Ontology annotation, molecular function: hexosyltransferase activity; UDP-glycosyltransferase activity. Lineage: Eukaryota; Metazoa; Chordata; Lepidosauria; Squamata; Lacertidae. Gene Ontology annotation, cellular component: Golgi membrane.
UGGAAUUUGCUACCAAGGAGUGUGGUGGAGUCUCCUUCUUUGGAGGUCUUUAAGCAGAGGCUUGACAGGCAUAUGUCAAGAAUGCUUUGAUGGUGUUUCCUGCUCGGCAGGGUUGGACUGGAUGGCCCUUGUGGUCUCUUCCAACUCUACGAUUCUAUGAUUCUAUGAUUCAGCUGCUAUGAGAACAGAAUGCUGGACUAAGUGGGUCACUGGCCAGAUCCAGCAGCCAGGCUCUUCGUAUGUGCUAAUGGAGCCUCCAGGUCCAGAGGAAGUCUAUCGUGAGUCCUCGGUCCUUAUGGGUAUUUGUGAGAACAGAAUGCUGGACUAGACGGGCCAUUUCCCUGAUCCAGCAGUGUUCUUGUACUCUUAUAGAACCUCCAGGGUUCUAUCUCAAUUCCCCAGUCCUUGUGAGGACAGGAUGCUGUACUAGGUGGGCUGCUUCACCACCUUUUUGGCUCCCGCUAAACUUGGGGUCCCCCCAGACCCCUGGAUUUCAGGUCCUGUGAGAUCUCCAAGUUCACUGGAGAUCGAGCACCCAAGCUCAGCCUCCGGUGACUCACUGUUCAUUUGGGGCAGAUUUCGGCAAAUUAUUAUGGCCUGUCGUGCCCUGGGGCCUGCUUGCAAAAGAGCGACUCGCCCUACAGGCAUUUCUGGUCCCCCGUUGAGAAACUGUUGUCUCCCGGGGACUGUCUGGGUGGCAGAACCAGUCGUGGCUCUGCGCUCUGGCAACCUCCCCAGAGGACAGAUUUAUUCGUAUUUUCUCUGGAAAUGGUUUUUUGGUCCCGUUUGCAAAAUAAAAAAGUCACUUCUUCCUCCAGAGGUGGCAUCUCACGCGGAGCAGAACCUGCCAAAAUCAGCUGGUGUGGCUCACUGAGCUUGCUCUGGUUUCGGUGAGUCUACUCUGAAUAGCGGUCGCCCUGAAUUUGGCUACCCAAAAGAUUUAAACAGGACAGGUUGAUGUAGCCAAAGCUACCUUCUGCUGAGCUAGACCAUUCGUGGAACAGUAGAGAUGGAAGGGACCCCAGGGGUCAUCCAGCCCAACCCCCUGCCAUGGUUCAUAUCUAGCUGAGAUUUGUGGAGGCAGUGGUGGCGCAGUGGUUAGAGUGCUGGACUAGGACCAGGGAGGGACCAGGGUCCGAAUCUCCCUGCUCAGCCCCACAGAGCUCAUUGGGUGAUGCCUUAGGGGCUAGUCGCUCACUCUGAGCGUGACUUUGAGAACCAGUUCACAACUAGGAUUCACAGCUAGAUUAUCAGAACUAUACAACAGGGUCAUGGGUUUGAGUCCCAUGUUGGCUGAUAGAUUCCUGCAUUGCAGGGGGUUGGGCUAGAUGACCCUCGGGGACCCCUUCCAAUUUGACGAUUCUGUGUGAAACGGCUGGCCUCCUCUCCACACAGGACUGCCCUGGGUGGACCUCGCCUCAUGUUUGGCCACCUUGGGUUGAGUGCAAAGAGGCUUGUGGCAAUUUCCACCUGCAAAGAAACCAGCUUAGCUGCAUUCUGAACUAGCAGAAUGUCCUGGGCUGUAUUUUUAUUGGGGCCAGUUUUGUGUGCAAUGCAAAGGCGAAUGCUGUGGGGUGGGUGUGCUUGGAAUGUGACUUGAGGUGGGGUCCCUUUCUUGACGCGGGCUCUGGUUUUGUUGCAGCCCUGCAACAUUCCACCGGUGACAGGAGAAGAACCUGAUGGGAUCAGGCCAGCUCCUGCUCUCACAGGUGCUCAGAGUAAGCUGUGGAACUCCCUGCCGCAGGAGUGGCCACCAACUUGCAUGGCUUUAAAAGAGGAUUGGCCAAAUUCAUGGAGGAGGAGAGGGCUAUUGAUGGCUGCUAGUCAGGGGGGCUGUGCUCCACAGUCAGUGGCAAUGUGCCUGGCAUCCCCAGGAGGGGAGAGGGCACUUUUGCUGGAAUCCUUCUUGCAGGGCACCGAUGAGAACAGAAUGCUGAUUUUUGGGUCUGAUCUAGCAAUCCAGCUCUUCUUUCGGAACCUCCAGGUCCCGUGACAGUCUAUCUGGAUUCCUCAGUUCUUAGGGAUCUUCAGCCCCUGAGAAGACUGGUGUAUUGAAUCAAGUGUAGAGUUGGAAGGAACUCUGAGGAUCAUCUCAUCCAACCCCCUGCAAUGCAGGAAUUGUUAACAGGGAGAAUCGUAGAAAUGUGGAGUUGGAAGGGACCCUGAGGGUCAUCCAGUCCAACCCCCUGCAAUGCAGGAAUCUCAGACAGAUGGCCACCCAGCCUCCAAGAAAGGAGAGCCCACCUCUUCUCGUGGGAGUCUGCUCCACUGUCGAUAAGCUCUUGCUGUUACUGUAAUAAACAAAAUUUGCCCUUAUUCCCUUAUGGGGUACACAAGAGCCCUUAUAGAGUCCUUUGUAGGUUCUCCAUCAGUAGGAGAAAAUAACAGAGGCCAACCGGAGAAAACUGAGAAGCAAAGCAGCUAGUAAGCUUGAUCUUUAUUGAACUGAUGCAACAGGGUGCCCCCUCUCACGCAGGAGAAAAGAGGAGGACCCAGAACAAAGGUGUGCCUGCCCUUAUAUAGACAUUUUGAAAUUCCCUGCCCUGGAGCGCAAGACCACCCCUCCAUAUAUCAUACAUACAUCACAGAAGGGGCGUCCUACAACAGAAAUCUGAGUGCGUAGUUUAUCUCCUGUCUAGCAGGUUACGGUACCUGUUAAUGGUCACUUUAUUGGAUUACCUGGGGAGCCUGGCCAGUCUUUUUGUAAUGAUAAAUACUGAGCCAGGUCACAGGCUCACCCUAUUCAUACACAGACAUGCCCUUAAGACAGGAUUUGUGAACGGAAAAAACAAUGGGGAGGCUUUCCAUUUUCCUUCGACCUCGCAGAGAAAUACGAGGUUAAUUUGGGAGGGACAAAAUGGUUUCAGGACUUUUAAUGUACUGUUUUCAGUCAUUGGUUUAUAUAUUUAUGUACGUGUUUGCCUUGUACAUUUAUGAACAUUUCUAAGACCUUAAAAUUCUUAUAACAUUAUAAAUAAGGAAGAGACACUACAGUACCUGCGUUUCUGAGAAAUGGCUGGCUGUGGAAGCAUUACAAGGAAAGACUUUGAAGCAGAUUGGUGACCAUUGCCUUCAAAAUUAUAGGCAGGGAUUUUAUUUUCCGGAUAAACAGGGCUCUGUUUAUGCACCUACAUGCAGACAGCUUUUAAUUGUUCUCUGAGACAUGGAGGAAAGAGGGAAAGCGGGACAUUCUGGGGUCAAGAGGGAAACUGGGACAGCUUCUGUAGUUCCAGAACUAUCCCUGGGAAACUGGGACCCUUGGAGGGUCUCCAACUGCCUCAUUGGGGCAAGACCUACUGGGGAGAGCUGCUCAUUAGGCUGGUCUGACUCAGUGCAAAGCAACUUCUGGCGUUCCAUUCAAACCCAUCCUUUUCCCCCCGAAAGCAUGAGGUCUAUAGAAUCAUAGAGUUGGAAGAGACCACAAGGGCCAUCCAGUCCAACCCCCUGCCAAGCAGGAAACACCAUCAAAGCAUUCCUGAAAGAUGGCUGUCAAGCCUCUGCUUAAAGACCUCCAAAGAAGGAGACUCCACCACUCUUCCUGGCAGCAAAUUCCACUGUCGAACAGCUCUUACUGUCAGGAAGUUCUUCCUAAUGUUUAGGUGGAAUCUUCUUUCUUGUAGUUUGAAUCCAUUGCUCCGUGUCCGCUUCUCUGGAGCAGCAGAAAACAACCUUUCUCCCUCCUCUAUAUGACAUCCUUUAAUAUAUUUGAACAUGGCUAUCAUAUCACCCCUUAACCUUCUCUUCUCCAGGCUAAACAUGCCCAGCUCCCUAAGCCGUUCCUCAUAAGGCAUCGUUUCCAGGCCUUUGACCAUUUUCGUUGCCCUCUUCUGGACACGUUCCAGCUUGUCUGUAUCCUUCUUGAAGUGUGGUGCCCAGAACUGGACACAGUACUCCAGGUGAGGUCUGACCAGAGCAGAAUACAGUGGUACUAUUACUUCCCUUGAUCUAGAUGCUAUACUCCUAUUGAUGCAGCCCAUAAUUGCAUUGGGUUUUUUAGCUGCUACAUCACACUGUUGACUCAGGUCUAGAAACUUGGCUCCUGCAGAAAUCCUCAGGUGCAAUCCCGAAAACCUGCUGGGAAGCCACUGCAGGGUCAUCUAGUCCAUCCCCCCCUCGACUGGUAAAUGACGCAGCUCCCUGUGUUUUGAUCAGUGAAGCACGCUGGGAUAAAUAUAUCAAAGCGAGCAUUUCCCAACUGGUCUGGGGUCUGUCUGUGCCUUUGCAAAGUCGAUGCAGGAAACCGAGUUAUUAAUGGCUUCCGGAAAGUGUCAGACUGGACUAGGAGGUUGCAAAACAGACCCCAAAAUAGCUAGAAAGGGAAGUGAGAGCGGAAGCAAUGGCUUUGGGUGCAAGCGGAGGCCAGGUGCAAGUCUCUAGGUAGGACUUUGUACUCUGGAGCAAAACAGGAGGACAGACGAGAAGAGGAAGGUUCAGUACAGUAUUUGGAACCGAGGAAUUAAAUUUGCCGCAGGGUGCAGGGAGUUCCUUUCUCCAAAACAGACCAAAGAGCUGCUGAAGUCAAAGAUGCAACUGGCUUGUUUCCUGCUGCUCCAGAGGGCAGGAUCCAAACUGGCAGAUUCAAAGGGUGAGGAAGGAGAUUCCGGCUUCUCAUCAGGAAGAAGUUCCUGAGGGUAAGAGUCCUUCAAUGGCAGAGUGGACUCCCAUGAAAGGCAGCGUUGGGAGGUUUCUAAGCAGAGAUCGGGGGGGGGGGGUGCACCUGACAGGGAUUCUCUAGCUGUGCUUCCUGCACUGCAGAGGGUUGGAUUGGAUGACCCUCGGGGAUCCCUUCCAACCCUCCAAUUCUACGACUCCAUUUCACCACCCUGAAAUGAUUUUUAAAGUUUCUUUUCUUUUUUCUUUUGCAUUUUGGGUAUCUGUUCCUUGCUGCCUUUGCACUUUGAAACGUCUCUGGACUGGUUUGCUGCGCAAAUUGUUUGCUGAGGCGUACUGCCAGAUAAGGGGUAGGUUGGGAACUCCUUUAAUUGGAGCCUGUGGCUUGGAGAAAGCAAACAGGGAGAUAACAAGCGCUUGGCACCAGUGGCUCUGUGGGACUUGUUGCCACAACACACACACACACACACACACACACACACACACACACACACAGAGAGAGAGACAAAGAGAAUAAUAGAAUAAUAGAAUCAUAGAGUUGGAAGAGACCACAAGGACCAUCCAGUCCAACCCCCUGCCGAGCAGGAAACACCAUCAAAGCAUUCUUGACAUAUGUCUGUCAAGCCUCUGCUUAAAGACCUCCAAAGAAGGAGACUCCACCACACUCCUUGGUAGCAAAUUCCACUGCCGAACAGCUCUUACUGUCAGGAAGUUCUUCCUAAUGUUUAGGUGGAAUCUUCUUUCUUGAAGUUUGAAUCCAUUGCUCCGUGUCCGCUUCUCUGGAGCAGCAGAAAACAACCUUUCUCCCUCCUCUAUCUGACAUCCUUUUAUAUAUUUGAACAUGGCUAUCAUAUCACCCCUUAACCUUCUCUUCUCCAGGCUAAACAUACCCAGCUACCUAAGCCGUUCCUCAUAAGGCAUUCUUUCCAGGCCUUUGACCAUUUUGGUUGCCCUCUUCUGGACACGUUCCAGCUUGUCAGUAUCCUUCUUGAACUGUGGUGCCCAGAACUGGACACAGUACUGCAGGUGAGGUCUGACCAGAGCAGAAUACAGUGGUACUAUUACUUCCCUAGAUCUAGAUGCUAUACUCCUAUUGAUGCAGAGAGAGAGACAGACAGAGAGAGAGAGAGAGAGAGAGAGAGACCGAGUCUUGGCUGGGAAGGAGGAAGAGGAUCUGGGAAUAAUUAUAACCGCAGGUGGAAAUGUCGCGACGUUGGUGCUACAAGGUGGAAGCUGCCGUCUUGGGUGUGGUGGGCUUCAUGGGGCUCUUCUUUCUCCUCCAGACAGACGAGGACCCUGCUGUCUCGAUGGAGCCCAGAGCCGCCACCCCAAGUCCAUCCACGUCUGCUGCCACCACCCAGCCCUGGCGCAACCCCGCUGCCGAGUGCCGCGAGAACGUCUCCGUGGCCAGUGUCCCUGGCUUUGCCGAGCUGCCGGGCCACAUCCAGGACUUUUUGCGCUACAAGCACUGCAAGGCGUUCCCGCUGCUCCUGGACUUGCCGAAGAAAUGCGGGCGCCCCGAGUUCUCGCACGAGGUCUUCCUCCUGCUGGCCAUCAAGUCCUCUCCUGGUAACUAUGAGCGCCGUGAGAUCAUCCGCAAAACCUGGGGCCGUGAGCGGACAUUUGAGGGCGUCCACAUCCGCAGGGUCUUCCUGGCGGGGGUCCCGGGGAAUGCCCGCGAUGCCCGCAAGCUUGGCCAGCUGCUGAAGCUGGAGACGGAGGAGCAUGGGGACAUCCUACAGUGGGGCUUCCAGGACAGCUUCUUCAACUUGACACUCAAGCAGGUCCUCUUCCACGCCUGGAUGGAGGCUCGCUGCCCGGGCGUGCGGUUCGUCUUCAACGGGGACGACGACGUCUUCGCCAACACGGACAACAUGGUGCGCUACCUUCUCGGCAUCCCGGGUGCGGGCGAUGAGCAUCUCUUUGUGGGGCAGCUGAUCACCAAUGUGGGCCCCAUCCGCGAGAAGUGGAGCAAGUAUUACGUCCCCGAGCAGGUGACCACCUCCAAGUCGUACCCGCCCUAUUGCGGCGGCGGUGGGCUCCUCAUGUCCGGCUUCACCUCGCGGACCAUCUACCAAAAAUCCCUGGGCAUCGAGCUGUUCCCCAUCGACGACGUCUACCUGGGCAUGUGCUUGGAGAGGGCGGGACUGGCGCCCGCCUCGCACAUGGGCAUCCGCACGGUGGGGGUGCGCGUGCCCUCCUCCAAGCUCGAGUCCUUCGACCCCUGCUAUUACAAGGAGCUGCUCCUGGUCCACCGAUUUGUUCCUUAUGAGAUGUUGGUGAUGUGGGAUGCCAUUCAUCAACCGGACUUGAUCUGCGGGAAGAAAGUUGUUCUCCCAAACCUCUGAGGCCUGGGGUGGGGGGUGGGGAUUUUGGAUGUGUGUGCAAAUGGGAGAAACUGUGAUGGAGGAUGCCCUUUUCCUUGCAGGAUUUGCUCCUCUCUCGAACUCGUCUCCUGCAGCAGAGGGCAAUGUUUCCUGGAGGGAUUUCCCACUCUCUCAAACUCUUCUCCCCUGGACAGAGAACCGCAGGAAGGGUGUGUGUUUCUGUAUUUGAGGGGCUGCGGCAGCUAUGGGUGGGUGGGUGGGGGG